Molecule: messenger RNA, 1264 nt
Organism: Brassica oleracea var. oleracea
Lineage: Eukaryota; Viridiplantae; Streptophyta; Magnoliopsida; Brassicales; Brassicaceae
Product: E3 ubiquitin-protein ligase RING1-like
Exons: 2
Coding region: 117-1067 (316 amino acids)
Biological process (GO): protein ubiquitination
Cellular component (GO): cytoplasm
Molecular function (GO): zinc ion binding; ubiquitin protein ligase activity
Source: RefSeq, a predicted model, not a curated record
UUGGGAGGGGGAGAGUUUUGAGUCGGCCACAAACGUUUCUCUCUCUCCUAGCGACGGUUCUUUUCUUCCUCUUUCUCUCUCAUCUCCCCCUCUGACCAAAUUCCACAGAUUCCGUCAUGUCCACCGACGGAAACUCCACCGCCGCCGCGGCGGUUGAAAAGAUGUUCUUCUGUUACCAGUGCAACCGCACAGUCACAAUCUCAAUCUCCUCCGCCUCCUCCGAUCCCUUCUGCCCUCUUUGCUCCGGUGGGUUUCUCGAAGAACACGACGAACCAAACCCUAAUCCACCCCCAAAUCUCAAUCCCGGAGGAGGUUUCUUCCCCAUGGCCGAUCCUUUCUCCACCUUACUCCCUCUCCUAUUCGGCUCCUCCUCUUCCUCCACCGCAAACCCGAGCUUCUCCGGCCAACCAUCGAUGCAGCCUCGCUCCACGCGAAACGACGCGUUCGAUCCGGUGUCGUUUCUCCAGAACCAUCUCCAGCAUCUCCGAUCCAGCGGCACGCACGUGCAGUUCGUGAUCGAGAAUCACCCCUCCGAUCCGUCAAACCGAAUCCCGGGGAACCUCGGGGACUACUUCUUCGGCCCUGGACUCGAGCAAUUGAUUCAGCAGCUCGCGGAGAACGAUCCUAACCGCUACGGAACUCCUCCGGCGUCGAAAUCGGCCGUCGACGGGCUGCCGACUGUUAAGGUGACGAAGGAUAUGCUGAGGUCUGAGAUGAACCAGUGCGCUGUUUGUAUGGAUGAGUUUGAGGACGGUGGGGAUGUGAAGCAGAUGCCUUGCAAGCACGUGUUUCAUCAGGAUUGUUUGAUGCCGUGGCUGGAAUUGCAUAACUCUUGUCCGGUUUGUCGGUUUGAGUUGCCCACGGAUGAUCCUGAGUAUGAGAGUAGGGUUCAGGGUCGAGGAGGGGAGGCUAGUGGGGUUGGACAGGGGGCUGUGGAGACGGGGAGGAGGUUUAGUAUACAGGUGCCUUUACCGUUUAGGGGACGUGAUGAUGAUGCUUCUGGGUCGGGAGCACCUGGAACUGGAGGUGGAGCUAAUCUUGAGACCAGGCGGGAUGAUUUGGAUUGAGUAUGGUCAGAGUCAUUGCUUGUAGAUUGGAUUGGAAGAAUGAUGUGCACAAGUUCUCAGGAAAAAAAAAAGUGACGUUGAGGUUUUACCAUAUUUUGUACAUUUACCAACAAAAAAAAAAACACGUUCUCGUCUGUACCUUUUUGGGAUUAUAACGAUUGUGAGUUAAAAUAAAAAAUCGCAAUAUUUCAUUCAAA